This is a messenger RNA of Paramecium tetraurelia, 1033 nucleotides long. RefSeq lists its product as uncharacterized. Lineage: Eukaryota; Ciliophora; Oligohymenophorea; Peniculida; Parameciidae. The transcript is spliced from 4 exons. The record is from RefSeq and is a predicted model, not a curated record.
CUUUUAAAUUUUACACUACCCUCAAAUCAAUCCUCAAUGUUGAAACUUAAAACUUCAUAACAACCUAAGAAUUAGGCACCUAAACCUGAAGCUUCCAAAAUUGUGAAGAAGGAUGAUCAAAAGCCUUCUAUUGAUCUUGAAGAAGAACAAGAAGAAACCAAUCUUGUUGUUGUUGCAAAAAAACCAGAAAAAAAAUAACCCACUAUUUAGCAAACAUCAACUGAUGGUUGGUAACAAUCAGAUGAGUCUAAAGAGCUUCCAACUAAUGGUAUUGGCAAGAAGCCAAAUUCAUCAUUGAAAAAGAAUGACGAUCCUAUCAUAGAAAUUAGGAAUGAAGAGUUCCCUGAUCUUGCUGUUGCUGCUGAAUUACCAAAACAAUCUAAAAAAUAAAAGAAUUUACAAAAUUAACCAAAGCAAGACUAAAAAAUUUAGCCUACCACCAAUAAUGCUAUGAUAUUUACUAAUUCUAGUUCUAAACCCUCAAGCUAAGCAGCUUCUAAUGUUUAAACAAAAAAUACUCAAUUAAAUUCUAAUUCAGGAUCUCUAACAUUCACAAAUACAAAAAAGUAAGAAAACACUGUUUUAUUCUAAUAAUAACAAUAAGAAUAAAUCAAAAAAACAUAAUAAGAAACUUAGGUUUAGCCUUAGCCAUAAAUUUAAGAAACAUAAAAAUCUAAUCUUCCUCAAAGAUAAAUCAAUAUCACCAGAAAUUCUAAUACAUUAACUUCUUAAGCAGUCCCUGAAUAAUAGAAACAAUUGAAGGUUGAGGAAUCUAUUCCCACAUUUAUCAACUCUAAAGCUAAAGGAAAUCCACCUGUAGUCCAAUAAUAAAAAUAGCAGUAAGAAUAAUAAUAAGAAUAAUAAUAAUAAUAAGAAGAAUUACCAUAAUAAAAUGAAGAUGAAGAUAGCGAUGGUUGGGAAACUGUUGAAAAGAAAAGAAAAUCUAAAGGGGCACCACUGUAGAGAAAUUAAAAAACCAACUGAUGAAAAAUUAAUAUUAUUCAAUCGAAAAUUUUUACAAUUUGCAUUUCAA